AUGGCCUCCAAUGCUUUCCUUCUCCUGGCCCUCACCUCCUCCAUCUCCUUCACAGCGGCUGUCCUGUUUGGUGAGCCCAGAAUUUUUGGAGAGGAUGCCACUGGUUAUGGUCCCAUCUUUGAGGAGGAGCCUGUGGAUGUGGUUUACACUGAAGGUUCACCCGAUGAGAGAAUCUCCAUGAACUGCAGGGCACGGGCAAACCCACCAGCUUUAUACAGGUGGCGUCGUGAUAACUGGGAGAUCAAACUGAUGGAGCAGCCAGACGAGCACUACAGCCUUGUUGGGGGGAACCUGGUUAUCACCAACCCCAAACAGAAGAAACAUGCUGGGACGUACGUCUGCGUGGCCAAAAACAUCUACGGCACCGUCAUCAGCAAGGAGGCCAGGGUCAAGUUUGGAAUUUUGGAGGAGUUUUCUGAUGAGGAGAGAGAGCCAGUGUCUGUAAAAGAAGGACAGGGAGCAGUCCUGCUGUGUGCCCCUCCAAAAGCCUGGCCCCAGAUGGUGACCUACCGCUGGAUUUACAAUGAGUUCCCAGUUUUUCUGCACACAGAUCGCCGCAGAUUUGUCUCUCAGAGGACAGGGAACCUGUACAUCUCCAAGGUGGAAGCUCAGGAUGCAGGGAACUACUCCUGUUAUGUUUCCAGUCCCAUUAUCGGGAGGAGUGUCUUCUCCAAGUUCAUCCCCCUCAUCCCUUUACCCCCUGAUGAGGGUGAGGAAAGAAAGUACCCAGCAGACAUCAGGGUGGGGUUCCCAGACACAACUGCCAUGCUGGCCUCUAAUAUUACGUUAGAGUGCUUUGCUCUGGGAAAUCCCAUCCCUCACAUUGUUUGGAGGAAGGUGGACGCCACAGAUCUCCCAGCAAAUCACGAGAUCAGUGAAUCAGGAGCCGUGCUUCAUUUGUACAAUGUGCAGUAUGAAGACUCGGGAGCAUACGAGUGUGAAGCCAUCAACACCAAAGGGAAGGACUGGCACAAGGCCUGGCUCUAUGUGGAGUCUGCCCCGGAGUGGGCUGAAACUAUCAACAACACUCAGAUCGACAUCGGCUCAGAGCACACCAUGCGCUGUGUGGCGUCAGGGAAGCCCUUCCCUUUCAUCCGCUGGUACAAAGACGGAUAUAUGUAUGGUAAAGGUGAGCUGAAGUUUUCCAGUCUGACUUUUGAUGACUCAGGGAUGUACCAGUGUGUUGCUGAGAAUUACUGGGGCAUCAAAUAUGCCAAUGCUGAGCUGCGAGUCAUUGCUUGUGCUCCUACAUUUGAGUUUAACCCUGUGAAGAAGCAGCUUCUUGGCGCUAAAGACGGACGUGUGGUGAUUGAGUGUAAACCCCGAGCUGCUCCUCGACCUCGGUUCACGUGGACAAAGGGCAAAGAGCUGCUCUUCAACAGUUCACGCAUUUCCAUCAUGUACGAUGGGACUCUGGAGAUCCUCAACGCCACCAGAAAUGAUGAGGGCACCUACACCUGCUUUGCUGAGAAUGAUAGAGGAAAGGCCAACAGCUCUGGUUAUCUUACCAUUACAGAGGCGACCAGCAUCACCGUGGCUCCUGAAGACUCUGAGGUUAAGGUUGGCGAUGAGGUUAUUUUGAGUUGCUCUGCUUCAUAUGAUCCCAUGCUGGACAUCACCUUCAUCUGGGCCAUAGAUUUCAGAGUCAUUGACUUUGACGCUGAGUGGCAACACUACGAACGUGUUAUGAGUGAAGAUGGCAGAGGUGACCUUAGAAUAAAAAAUGCCCAGAUUUGGCACGAGGGUCGCUACACCUGUACAGCUCAGACCGUGGUGGACAAUGAUACAGCGUAUGCUGACCUCAAGGUUGUAGGUGUUCCUGGACCUCCUGGUGUGAUUCGGGUGGAAGACAUUGGGGACACGUGGGUGAAGCUAUUGUGGACUAAAGGAGCGGAGCAUAACAGCCCCAUUCUCUACUACACCAUUCAGACAAGGCACUACUGGGCUCUUUAUGAAGAUGACUGGAGAAACGCCAGCACCUCUCCAGCUUUCCUUGAUGGCAGUGUGGAGAGGGCAGAGGUAACAGACCUGUACCCCUGGAUGGAGUACCAGUUCAGGAUCAUCGCCACCAAUGAGUAUGGCUCCGGAGAGGCCAGCAUCCCCUCCCUCAAGAUCAAAACCUGGGAUGCUCCUCCAGUGGUAUCACCCACUGAUGUGGCAGGUUAUGGAGGUAGAAAUGGCGAGAUUGUCAUUACAUGGACACCUGUGCAGCCGUGGUAUUUCUACGGCAAGAAGUUUGGUUACAUCGUUGCAUUCAAGCCUCAUGAUGCUUACGACUGGUGGUACGAGACCAUCUCAGACCCUGAGACGAGGCGUUAUGUCCACAGAGACUCGUACUUCAUUCCCACUGCAGAAGAUUUCCAGGUGCGAGAGUUUCAGGUGAAGGUCAAGUCGUUUAAUGUGAAAGGAGACGGACCGUACAGCCUCACCAAGGUCAUCUACUAUCCACGAGAUGUACCUACAGAGCCUCCGACAGACGUCUAUGCCAGGCCGGUGUCCUCCACUGAAGCUGUGGUGUGGUGGUUGCCAGUGGUGGACACUGGAACGGGCCUGCAGCAGUACAUUGAGGGAUACCAGGUCAAAUACUGGAGAAAGUACGAUGACCCAGAGCCGGGAGCCCACCGUAUAUUUGUUCCAGCUGCAGUCAAUCAGACCAGGCUGGAGAACAUGCUGCCAGACUCACACUACCUCAUUGAGGUCCGUGCCUUCAAUGGAGCCGGCCUCGGGCCACCUGGUGAACACUGUGAGAUGUUCACAAAGAGACCACCACCACCGGAGCCACCAAGGAUGUGGCGCUAUAUCAGCUGGACAGGAAAGUGGCUGUAUGUGUGGUGGGAUCAUAUCCAAUACGACUGGUUUGGCAAUAUUUCCUUCCCACUGUACUACAAGGUCAUGUUCAGAAAGACAGGGUACAUCUACGGGAAAGUCUACAUCACUGGCUGGCACUUCAUGGACUUCCCCAUGCCUCAGGUUGGCGAUUAUGAGCUGAUGGUGCGUGGUCGUUAUGAAGGAGGAGAUGGACCAGUCAGGAAGAUUAGGAUUAAGGGUAAAGCAUCUAUGAUCACGCCCACUCUAAGCCUGGCAUCUGUGGUGCUUCUGGCGCUGUGCAUUGUGGGAUUGGAAAUUUAA
Molecule: messenger RNA, 3129 nt
Organism: Toxotes jaculatrix (banded archerfish)
Lineage: Eukaryota; Metazoa; Chordata; Actinopteri; Toxotidae
Gene: cntn1b
Product: contactin 1b
Exons: 23
Coding region: 1-3129 (1042 amino acids)
Biological process (GO): cell-cell adhesion; brain development
Molecular function (GO): cell-cell adhesion mediator activity
Source: RefSeq, a predicted model, not a curated record